Molecule: messenger RNA, 3941 nt
Organism: Pelmatolapia mariae (spotted tilapia)
Lineage: Eukaryota; Metazoa; Chordata; Actinopteri; Cichliformes; Cichlidae
Exons: 4
Coding region: 476-1627 (383 amino acids)
Biological process (GO): protein polyubiquitination; SCF-dependent proteasomal ubiquitin-dependent protein catabolic process
Cellular component (GO): SCF ubiquitin ligase complex
Molecular function (GO): protein binding
Source: RefSeq, a predicted model, not a curated record
AACAAAACAACAACAGAACUCAGCUGUUUGCUAGCUAACUAGCCGGCCUGGUUGCUCAGCGCUGUUCUCGGCAGUUUCCCGUCACUCUGGUUUAGCCGCAGAAGUUUUAGAGCUGCUAAUACGCCCGGCUACGAAAUGGUAUCUAGAAAACCCUCAGUUAUGUGCUGCGGUUGGGUUUAAUUUUAACUUCCUUUGUCUCCUUUUUGCUGGCUUCUAGCUGAUUAGCUUUACGACUGAGGACGGAAAGGAGGCUUUCUGCUGGACAUAAAGGCACCUUUCUCAUGAUUGGCUGCACCAAGCAAAGUGGAGGCUUGAACGGCAGGUGGGUGUGGCACACGGAUAUCCUCUUUCUGUCAAGACAUAACAGAGCUGACCUCUGACCUUUUGGCUCGCAGGAAUUACUUGCACUGAUGCAACAAUGUUUAUGGCAAAGUCUGACUCCAAAACCACCUGGUGGAAAUUCUGACCCCCACCAAUGACCACGAAUAUUAUUUCUUCACCGUUCAUCAUGUCACCACGAAAAAGAACCCUCGUCCCAGUAAGCAGCCGGCGGAAAGCAGCGGAUGACUACUUCCCCUUCAACUUGCUGCCGGUGGAGUGCCAGCUGCACGUCCUGUCCUUUCUGAACGAGGUGGAUAAGUGUAGCUGCGCCCUGGUUUGCGCGAGCUGGAGCUGCCUCGUCCGCUCGUGGAAGCUGUGGCGGGUGGCCGACUACUCCCGUCGUGUCGGCUUCCACCUCGGUCAGGAGGGGCUGCUCGUCUCCAACCGGGAGUUCGAGAGGUGGAAAUCCUGGGUCCAGCACUACACCUACCACCUCAUCUCCCGCCGGGCCAGCCUGCUCACGCUGAGGGCCAGCUUCGACCUGGGGGAUCGCUGCAACAAAUGGGGCGAGCUGCUGAGCCACCUACUGGACAAUGUCCACUGCAGAGACCUCAGCCACCUCGACCUUAACUGGACUUUUACUCUUUUAGAGCCGCUCGACCUCAGGGUCCACUCCAGCCCCAGUUCACACCAGGAUAACAUUACCAAAAUGGACAAGGUGACCCGCUUUCAGGAGCUGCUGAGCAAGCUGACCCAGAACUGCCCACGCAUCUCCAAGAUGCGCCUACAUUUUGACUGGUCGGAUUUGUCCGUGUCGUUGCUCACGCAGUUCCAGCAGCUCCGAGUCCUCGAGCUCAAAUAUUUCUGGGUCUUUAAAUGCGUGACUCCCUCAACGCUGCAGAUGCUCAUCAAAUCCCUGCCUAACCUCAAAUCUCUGACGUUAAACAUCUUGGUGCCACUGAGGAACCUCGGCAUCUCCUACACCCUGGAGUCUCAGUCUCUGGAGUUUUUGGACGUGUCUCCAAGCAGAGGCUUGGUCUUCUCCUGCCUUAAGCUGCCAGCCCUGCGUGAACUUCGAGCCAAGAAGAUUGUCCUGCGUGUCACACUGGACCGCAGGACCAGGACGCGCAUCCAGAGCCGCUGGCCCUGCCUGUACCACGUCCUCCGGGAGGGGACGCCGAAGCUUCAGGCUCUAAACAACGAGAGGCUCCUCCCUACAUGGAGAGAGAAAAGUUACGGAGAGCUGACUGCUAUCCUGGAACAGUCCUGCUAUUGUGUUCAGCAUCUAGACAGCUGGCUGUGGUAGUCAAACGCGUGACAGUACAUGAAGUUCUUACAUUUAUCAGCUGGUAAAAUCUAUAAAGGAGCUAAAUAUUGCUUUUACGUCGCAUUUUUAUUAUUAUUAUUGUUUAAAAGAACUGAAGACUCAGAAGAACAAACUUGUUGCUAACAGAAGCAGAUAAAAGCUGAGAUUUGAUAGAAAAGUAGUUUCCAACUCUUUAACAGAAAGCUGCUGUUCCAGUUUAAACGCUGUCCAAAUCCUGACAAGGCAAUCGCCCACAACACAGUUUUCUUAAGUUUGUCCAGUUUUCUCAAAGCUUAAUGUUAAUUCUGUGAUUGAAAAUCUGCUGGAAACAUUUGUAACGCCCAUGAGCGGAUAUGCAUACGUUGUAGCUACGACUACACCAUGAGAUGUGUGCAAUGAGGCCUAAUACCAGAAGACGGCGUGUAGUGGUGACGAUUAGAGAAUAAAGGCAAAAUGUUUUAAAUUGAUUUAAAAGUUUUAUUCUUAAGAAAUAGAAAUCAAUAGGGGGGGGGGGAGCUGUCAGCACUAAAUUCAAAGAAAUGAAGGUAAGAAAAUAUCGACUCUGGUAACGUCCUAAAAUAUGACUGCUUCAUUCUGAAAUUAUUCACCUUUGACUGGGAAAGACACUUUCUCCCUCAUAUUAGCUCUAUUCUAUGAACAUUACAUUUGCAGAUUUUACUCUAAAACUAUUCUCUCGCUCCUCAAUAUAAAUGCAGAAUAGGUUUGGUUUCAAUCCCAGAAAUAUUGUCGCUCUUCUUAAUAUGUCAAAAUGUAAUUUUACAGCUAAAGAAAUUGCAGUUUUUAUUUGUAUUGUGUAAAUAUUAUCCCUUUUUUUUAAAGAGUUUGUACAUUAUUUUGCCUUUCUUCUCAGCAUCAGAUUACCAGCAUAUUUCCUCCACUGUAGAAAGCAGAUGGUUACUGUACUGUAUUUUGUACUCAGUCGUUCCUUGAAUUCGGUUGUAUUUAUUAGAGUCGAUUACUAACUUAAACUGAAGACACAUCAAGUCUUUUGCUAGAGAAUUGCACAGAUGAACACAUGAGAUCAGUGUAUGAAUGCAGUAAAUGGGUAAGAGUGUGUGGAAGACGUGGUGCAGGACCAAAAAUGCCAACGUGAAGCUCUUCUUCCUAAAAAGCAGCUGAAGACCAUCAGCUGUUUCGGUGUGACUGCUCUGACUUGUUGCUGAUUGCUUUCGUUAAGCUGGUGUAAUUCCGAUCACAGGCUGCCGGGAAUGCAGAAACAGUUCAUUCCAGUGCUGAGCCACAUUAUUUUAAUCUCGAGUGCCCCCUCUGUGGGCUGGUUUAUUGUUGCUGUGCAUCAUGUAAAUGUGUUUGUCUGAAGAGGGAGCUAAUGAGUUUCAGCAAACUUUAACCUGCCCGUCUUUAAAAUUAGUCAGCUUCUGAUGUCUGGAAACUUUUUGCACAUUUCCUUUGCUGUCACAAAAGGCUGAUUAUUUCAAGUCAAAUUCCAGCUGUUUUUUUUGUUUUUUUGUUUGUUUUUUUUUGUUUUCAGCUUUAUUUGUCUGCUUGUGACAGCAGAGACAGUCGAGUUAAUGCACUUGCAGUUACCCUUCUUAUCAGCAGAGGUCCUUAUUAUCAAAGAUUUGCCCCUGAAGGUUUCUGUCCCUGUUUAAACCUGCACUGGUGUAACUGGUGGUUUACCUGAUGUGCUCCUGGUUUUUUUUGUUUUUAAUGGCUGAAAGAAAAUGCUCCUGAACAAUGUAAAAUUACCAAGAUUUUGCCUUGAUUACCUGUAACACAGUCUGAUUUAGAUCCAAGUUGCAGUUAUAAUCUGAAUGUGUUUCAACUGGACAAAUGCAGAGUAAAAGUAAGAAAAGUCUUUGUAGCUGCUUAUGAGACUGAAGCAGAUGAUUUUUACAUUUUUCCUGCUACAUAACUCUUUAAGACCAUCAGCAGCUCUUACCCUAUGGUUAUCAGAAUAUGUGAUUUUUGUUACAAUUUAGUCGUUGUAAGUUGUAACACACAUAAAAAUGAUGUAUUUUCCACCUAUAAAGUGCCUUUUUCUCUCUCCAGAUACUACAGAAUUAGAGUUAGACCUAACCCCAGCUGUGUGAUGGAUUGGGCCUUCAGAGCAUUUAUGAGUGCAAAAAUCUUGGUAAUUUAAUAAAAGCUUGUUUUUUGAAACCGAAUAUUCUUGAGAGAAUGUGUGUAUAUACGCGAGAGUUUGUAGUGAGAGAUCUGGUUGACAUUUCACAGAUUUCUUCCAAAAGAAUUGUGCUCUGUAUUGACACGUGAAAGUUCCUGUUGCUGCCUCGCUUGCACGCAUCAAUCCAAAUUAAAUGCAUUCUGAAACUGA